AUGUCACAAACCGAAAGAGAAGUGUGUUACUUAAAGUGUAUAAUAAAUUCCGGAAAAGUAGAAUUCGUUUGGUCAGUAAUCACACCAUCUAGCUGGGAUUGGAUCGGAUUGUACGAAGACGAUAACAAAGAAAAUAGAGAAUGGUUUGAUGGAUACUGGUUCUAUAUAAGUAGUCACAGUAGUCAUUCAUCUCUUCCUGAUGGUCGACAUGUAUACACUGGCAAUCAUUGGAUCGAAACUGUUUCUGGAGGAAACCAAAUAAGAUUAAAUACUUAUGAAAAUUACAGAGAAUAUAACACUUAUUUGUAUGCUAAUGUACAUAACCCUACGUUUAAUUACUUUGAAAUGGAUCGGGUUAACUAUCUACGUGGGGCACUGCAACAUAUAUUCGAUAGACACAAAGAAGAUUGGGGAUUUACUGAAAAUGAUAACUGGAAUAACCGAAACGGAGAGAAACUUCAGAGGAAUCUUCAAGAGUUCAUUGGAAAGAAUAUAAGCAACGUUUAUAGUGGAAGUUUUAAGGAUGAUAGUGCAUACUUUAUAGUUGAUCCUGUAACUUAUAAGUGUGUUAUAAUUCACCGUAGGGGAGGUAGAGAUUAUCAAUUAUGGUCUGGAUGGGGGUUAAGUGAAGAUCAAUACGAAUGUGCAACACAACCACCAUUUAAAUUACGUGCAGUUGUAUUCAUUGUAUAUGAAGAUGUCCUCAAUGAGAUUGCCAACUCCGAAGGUGAAAGAAAUGAUUUAAUUAACCUAUUUGUAAAACUUGUCAAGAAGGAUAAAAAUCAUUACAGCGAUAAAGUGUAUGACCAGAUUUCAGACUUUUUUAUACUGGCUGAAGGUUAUAUUCCGUUGUCAUUCGAAGGGAGAGAUGAAAUUAAACCAGAAGACAACUAUGAGCUUGACUAUGGAAAGAUAAAGAAAAAGGCAGGAACUAUUUUGGGGACACUUGAAAAAUUAGCAGUCUGA
This is a messenger RNA of Acaulospora morrowiae, 966 nucleotides long. NCBI's taxonomy places the organism in Eukaryota, Fungi, Glomeromycota, Glomeromycetes, Diversisporales, Acaulosporaceae. The record is from the annotation of a GenBank genome assembly.